Messenger RNA from Rhizoctonia solani, 1707 nucleotides. Its product is annotated as F-box-like domain-containing protein. The transcript is spliced from 6 exons. Bases 1 to 1707 code for a protein of 568 amino acids. The record is from RefSeq and is a predicted model, not a curated record. NCBI's taxonomy places the organism in Eukaryota, Fungi, Basidiomycota, Agaricomycetes, Cantharellales, Ceratobasidiaceae.
AUGGACCGUUCUAGGAAAAAGCGUACUAGUGGAGAGGUUGUGCUUCGGAGGUCUAAAGCACUCGACCUAGGCUUCAACCUGAGCGUAGUGAUUCCACAACCACCCACCAACACCGAUCCCAGUUCUUCUAGCCAGAGCACCGCAGACGCCCUCAUGAUUGAAGGAGCCCCCCUAUCGCCUCCAGCAUACUUUAUAUAUCUUCCUCCAGAACUAAUUAACAGGAUCCUUGCGUCAACUGGACUCUCCAACAGAGAUCUUGUCAACCUCGCCCUCGUCAAUAAACAAAUCAACGAAGAUGCAUCAGGAGCCUUUCUCGUGAACGCAGACGCCCAACCAGCCAUUCCUGCGCACUGUUUAAGGUUGGCCCGCGACCCCGAUCUAGGCCAACAUGUACGCAAACUUCACGUGUCCGAGAUCCACAAGCUCCAUCGUCCUCUUGUAACAUGUCUCCCAGUUAUGAUCGAUAAUAUGCCACACCUUAGUGCUUUCGAAUGGGACGUUAUAUCAGGGAUGGACAUUGAAUCUUCGAAUAUGAUCUUGGAUGCCGUGCGUGAUGCCACUGAAUUGCGAUCACUAAGAAUCGGGGCGAAAGUAGGAGUCAACUUUACCGACAAUCACAUUCAACUUUCUGGAUUUCAAAAUCUUCACGACUUUUCUUUCCGUGUACUAAACUCCAUACAUGACGAUACUGCACGAGUUAUUAUGCAGAUUAUUUUGUCUAUUGUUGCUGCUUCCCCUGACCUGUCCUCGCUGGAUGUGCGAGUUCCUGCCUAUGGAUCGAUUGGAGAUGCUUUGCAUCGCCGGGUUCACAUACCGGAGCCCGUUCUUGCUGGCUUCCUUUCGCGACAUGCCGGUAUUCGCGCCCUGCGUCUCGAUAUCCGUGGUACACAAUCCGUUGGACUCGCCGUUCUAGGUAUCCCGCGUCAUGCGCUCUCAGCUUUACGUAUAUUCAAAGGCACCCUUUCUAAUAUCCUCGAAAUCAUUGACGAACACUCGAUGAGACGCUCGCUCAAGGACGUUCGUUUGAUUAAUGGCAGUUGGCUCGGGUUCGGACACCAUGGAAUCUCGAAGCCUGUAGGGCUCAGAUUGAUGAAGGGCUUGGCCGUCCAUCGUGGGAUGCACACAUUGCAUGUAGAUGCUGUGCCGCUGGACAUGGACGUAGAGCUCUUGAGGGCCGCCGCAACUGCAUGUCCGGGCUUGGAAUCGCUGCGCUUUAGAUGGCCAAAGCGCCUAGAACACACCUAUGAGGAGCUAGCGCAAGCUUUGAGUAUUUUCCCUCGGCUCGUUAGUGUUGCCGUCCGUGUCCCCGACCUGAGUGAUACCCUCCACCAUUCCGAUCCCAUGCCUAUGCCUGAAGUCGAUCCUAACCCCCAAAUUGCGCCCAGCAGUCGCAAACGAUACGAGCUCCCCAAAGCUGUAGCACGACAGCCGGUGUAUACACUAAUGCCUGUGCAUGUCGAAGAAACCGACGGAGUGCAAAACGUGGCCGGUUGGAUGGUUGCUCAUGCUUGUCGAAGGCUAGAAGUCUUUCAUAUUCUGCCACCGGUACACAACGGGCAAGUUGUUAAAACUGUGUCUGGGUACACCAUCAGGAUUACACGCUGGGCCGGAUAUGACCUGUGCGACGUGGAGGAAGCCUCCCCUGCGGAUGCAGCGCUAGAACAGGGGUGGACCGACGAACUACUUGAUGAAAUUUGCAGGGGAUAG